This is a messenger RNA of Protopterus annectens (West African lungfish), 1502 nucleotides long. RefSeq names its product zinc finger matrin-type 3 (gene ZMAT3). The transcript has 6 exons. The record is from RefSeq and is a predicted model, not a curated record. Gene Ontology annotation, molecular function: zinc ion binding; nucleic acid binding. Lineage: Eukaryota; Metazoa; Chordata; Ceratodontiformes; Protopteridae. The coding region runs from base 119 to 1054 and encodes 311 amino acids.
GCAGAGAAACGAAAAGAGUGACUGCUUCCAAGAUUUAAGUAUAUUUUACUGCUAUUACCUGUGCGGCCAACUUUCCUUGCCGAAAAGCUCAGACUACAGAGACAGUCCUCCAGUACGAAUGUGUCAACAGCUUUUUCGACUGAUGAUUUCAUCUCAUUUGGCUAGGCAUCAAGUAUGCCAUCCAGAACAGCCUCAGUUCUCUUUACCUGCUUCAGUGGACACAAGUCUAUCAUUACAUGUAGCUCUUUCCACACAGGAUUCACCAUCACAACUUCAGGGACCUAUUAGGCUUGAAUUAGCACCUGUGCAAUUGCUAGAAGAAGAGGCAGAAGGUGGUGUAGAACUUAUCUCUACAACAGAGGACUCUGGUAAAUCUCUCUGUUGUAAACUGUGCAAUGUGACACUAAAUUCAUCUCAUCAAGCACAAGCACACUACCAGGGCAAAAAUCACAAGAAGAAGAUACGGAAUUAUAAUGCCACAAACUGUUACUCAACCUCAACUCCAACAAAUCCACCAGAUGAGUCUUCCGCUUCAGUGCAACAACCUUUAACUGCCAUUGCACCAACACCUCCGAGUAAUGACUCCAGAGUGUGCUGUCGUGUGAUUCUGGCCACAGAAAAUGACUACUGCAAGCUCUGUGAUGCUUCAUUUAGCUCCCCAGCUGUUGCUCAGGCUCAUUACCAAGGAAAAAAUCAUGCAAAAAGAUUACGUCUAGCGGAAACCCAGCAAAACCUCGCAUCCUUAGACACUUCUGAGAUGAACAGACGGAAGCAUAGGAGAGAGGGGAAUGAAUUUAAGUUGGCACAAAAUAAAAGAAAUAUACACAAUAGCCAAAAUACUUCAGGUCCUUACUUUAACCCACGGCCUCGCCUGCAAAUUCCACGUGACCUGGCAAUGUGCAUCACCCCAAGUGGUCAGUUCUACUGUUCAAUGUGCAAUGUUGGAGCAACAGAAGAGGCAGAAUUUCGGCAGCAUUUGGAAAGCAAACAGCACAAAGGCAAAGUCUCUGAGCAGCGUUACAGAACUGAGAUGGAAUGUCUUGGAUAUGCAUGAAAAGAACCUUUUAUGACAAAUGGAACUCAUAUUUAACAAAAAAAGAAAAAAAAAGUCAUGCCUUUAUUUUGCAAUGAGUAAACCUGUAUGAACAUCAAACUGCCGUGCUGGUAGAUUUAGAAAAGGAUGUUAUAACUAUAUUUUGCUUGUAAAAAACUUAAGUAUAUCUACUUAGUUGCAGGAAUGGUAACAGUCAGAAAUGCAAAAUAAAACCCAAAGCAGGUGUAUGCAACUCUGGCAUUGUGUUGUCAUGAAGGAAGAAGCAGGUAAACAUUUUGUACAGCUAUAUGUAUGUUUUAUGCAAAUCUGCAACACGGGAUAGCUAUGAUAUUUUUAAGCAUAUCUCUGUAUCUCACUUCUGUUUUUCUGAAUGUGAAAAAAUAGACAGAAGUCUGAGAAGCUGAAAAUAAAUCUAUGAAAAGGGUUUAAAAAGCACCACAGAACUUAA